This is a messenger RNA of Choloepus didactylus (southern two-toed sloth), 3520 nucleotides long. It is a transcript of the gene MKNK2, whose product is annotated as MAPK interacting serine/threonine kinase 2. NCBI's taxonomy places the organism in Eukaryota, Metazoa, Chordata, Mammalia, Pilosa, Megalonychidae. Gene Ontology annotation, biological process: intracellular signal transduction; protein autophosphorylation; peptidyl-serine phosphorylation. Gene Ontology annotation, molecular function: calcium-dependent protein serine/threonine kinase activity; calcium/calmodulin-dependent protein kinase activity; calmodulin binding. Bases 209 to 1606 code for a protein of 465 amino acids. The transcript is spliced from 14 exons. The record is from RefSeq and is a predicted model, not a curated record. Gene Ontology annotation, cellular component: nucleus; cytoplasm.
GCGUCCGCGGUGGCGGCGGUGGCGGCGCUGUUCCCUGCGCGGUCCGCGACGCGGGGUCCGGGCUGCGUGACGUCGGGCGGCGGCGGCGGCGGCGGCGGCACUGCGGCCCCGGCCCGGCCCCGACCCGGGCUCCCCUCCCGGCCGCCCGCCCGCCCGGCCGCCCCCGGGCCCUCCGCCCCCUCCCCCGCUGGCGGGGCGCGGACGGAAGAUGGUGCAGAAGAAAACCGCCGAGCUCCAGGGCUUCCACCGAUCGUUCAAGGGGCAGAACCCCUUCGAGCUGGCCUUCUCCCUGGAGCAGGCCCACCACGGAGACCCUGCCUUCAGCUUGGAGUGCCCGGCCCGGCCUGAUAUGCCCGCCAGCGAGCCCAUCGACAUCCCAGAUGCCAAGAAGAGGGGCAAAAAGAAGAAGCGCUGCCGGGCCACAGACAGCUUCUCGGGCAGGUUUGAAGACGUCUACCAGCUGCAGGAGGACGUGCUUGGGGAGGGCGCACACGCCCGCGUGCAGACCUGCGUCAACCUCAUCACCAACCAGGAAUACGCCGUCAAGAUCAUUGAGAAGCAGCCGGGGCACAUCCGGGGCAGGGUUUUCCGGGAGGUGGAGAUGCUGUAUCAGUGCCAGGGACACAGGAAUGUUCUGGAGCUGAUCGAGUUCUUCGAAGAGGAGGACCGCUUCUACCUGGUGUUUGAGAAGAUGCGGGGAGGCUCCAUCCUGAGCCACAUCCACAAGCGGCGGCACUUUAACGAGCUGGAGGCCAGCGUGGUCGUGCAGGACGUGGCCAGCGCCUUGGAUUUCCUGCACAACAAGGGCAUCGCGCACAGGGACCUGAAGCCGGAGAACAUCCUCUGUGAGCACCCCAACCAGGUGUCCCCGGUGAAGAUCUGCGACUUCGAUCUGGGCAGCGGCAUCAAGCUCAACGGGGACUGCUCGCCCAUCUCCACCCCGGAGCUGCUCACCCCGUGCGGCUCGGCGGAGUACAUGGCGCCUGAGGUGGUGGAGGCCUUCAGCGAGGAGGCGAGCAUCUACGACAAGCGCUGUGACCUGUGGAGCCUGGGCGUCAUCCUGUACAUCCUGCUCAGCGGCUACCCGCCCUUCGUGGGCCGCUGCGGCAGCGACUGCGGCUGGGACCGCGGCGAGGCCUGCCCCGCCUGCCAGAACAUGCUGUUUGAGAGCAUCCAAGAGGGCAAGUACGAGUUCCCCGACAAGGACUGGGCCCACAUCUCAUUUGCUGCCAAAGACCUCAUCUCGAAGCUCCUCGUCCGGGACGCCAAGCAGAGGCUGAGCGCUGCGCAGGUCCUGCAGCACCCCUGGGUGCAGGGGCGCGCCCCGGAGAACACGCUGCCCACGCCCAUGGUCCUACAGAGGAACAGCUGUGCCAAAGACCUGACGUCCUUCGCGGCCGAGGCCAUUGCCGUGAACCGGCAGCUGGCCCAGCGCGAGGAGGACGCGGCCGGGGCGGUGGGCCCGGGCCAGCCCGUGGUCAUCCGAGCUACCUCGCGCUGCAUGCAGCUGUCGCCGCCCUCCGCCUCCCAGCUGGCGCAACGGCGGCAGAAGGCCAGCCUGUCUGCGGUGCCCGCCCCAGUGGUCCUUGUGGGGGACCGCGCCUGACCCACCCCUGUACAUAGGCCGCCCCAAGCCCCCCGGAGACCCAGAUGAUUUUCUAAGCUAUUGCCGGCUGGCGAGGCCGGGCUGCUCCCCCGGCGGGAUCCCCAGGCCCGAUAAGCUCCGCUGGGGGCAGAGCCGUGUUUUUAUAUAAGUUUUGCUGUUGGGUUUAUUUUUGUUUUUUUUUUCCUCAUCCCGUUUUUGUAACAGCGUUAAGAGCAAAGCAAGAACUUGGGGAGCAGAGUGGAGGGCGCGUGAGGCUGCCCCCCUGCCCACCACGUACUGUGAAGGUCUCACCCAGCCCCCCAGGGCCCCCCACGGCCCCCAUCCCCAUCCACAGGUGUGACUCAGGAGAGCUUGCCCCCACCAGGAGGGUGCGCCGGGCCCAGCCUUCCAGGUGGGGGACCCCUCCCAGACUCCUCAGUGUUUCCAGGGACAGCAGACCCCAGCCUGGCCCCUCGGUGAGAUGGCAGCUCCUUUCCUGCUGCAGCCCACGGGCCUUCCUGGGGGCUCCGCGGGUCUCCCCUGUUCCGAGGAGAGAGGGUGGCUGUCCCUCAGCCCCUCUGUAACCCCCUGUCCCAUGAGAGUUGACAAUCCAGGGCCUCCCCAGGAACCCAUGUGUCCAGGCUGGUGACAUUGGUCACUGACCUUGAGCUUAACCUUCAAGUGACCCUGGGGAAUGACCCCCUCCCCACCCCAGACCCUGGGGCUGAGGCGGGAAAGCUGGUACCUGCUGUUGGCCCUGGUCCACGUCUGUGUCCCCCAAGGGGGUGGGAGAGGCGGGGCAGGCGCCUGGCAGCCGACACGAGGCCCCCGGGCACCCGAGUGCCCCUCUCAGGUCUCGAUCCGACCGCGGCCAUGUCCUGCCCUGCGUCCCCGUGGGCCUGGCACGGAGACCCAGUCAGAACUGGGGGCUCCCCUUUGAGUUCCACCUGCCCACCUUCUGGAAAAGGGCGCCCAGGGACCGCAGGGGGCGCAUCCGUGGCCAUCUUCCCCCCACCCCGACCCUGUGCCCAGGUGAGAUGCUGCCCGGCCUGGCUCGGGGGGACGCGGAUGCCCCCGCUUCGCUCUGGGGUGAAGUACUAUGCAAUAGAGCUUUCUCUUCACACGCACAUGUGGGGCCGCUGGCCGGGGACGGGGCGAUGGCCGGGGAGCCACCCCCCCCAGGUCUGCUCAGGUUGCCCCCGCGGGUUGGCCGCCCCGCCCGGGUCAGGGGUGCGCGUGGUUAGUUAGUUUUUUAAAAACCAUCAGUUGACUUCAAUGCCCUGUUCUUGGAGAAUACUUGAAUGUCAAAGGGGGUCUCGGACUGGGGGGAGGGCUGGACACCCGCCUGCCAGCUCCCCCUGCCCUCAGUCGCGGUGUGGGGGCUGCUGGCUGAUGCCCCCCGGGCCUCGCCGGCCUGCGUCUGCCCCCCACGUCCCCGCCGCACCUCCUGCAGGGGGUGGGGGAGGCUGCCCCACGUCGCCUCUUGCCCAUCGGCGAGUCCACAUUUUGCAACUGGGGAUUCUCUGCCUUUUUGUAAAAAAAAAAAAAAAAAAAAUCAGAAAGAACAGCUUUGUUCCGGGGUGGGACGGGCGGUUCCUCCCUUGGCCCGUUGCGGCGCCGGGCUGGUGGGCCGUCAGGGCCGCUACUGUGAAUCGAGUCCAGGUGACCCCCGGGUGCACCCAGGACCCGGCCAGCCCCUGGCCCGGGGUGGGGUGGGGAGGGCGGUGUUUAAAUGUUGAGACGUUUGAAAAAAAAAAAAAAAGACAAAAAAAAUUUCAGAGGAUUUUUUUAAAGCGGGGGACAAACAUCCAAGCACUUUAACUCCAUUGUACCAGGUGAACUGAUACAGCUCAGAAGUUUUCCUUUGUACCAACUGUCAAGGCCAGAAUUUUGUAUUCUGUUUUGUAAGGAUUUAAUAAAAGUCAUAAAAACUUG